UACAAAGCCAUUGACGUUUGCUGACUGUGUUGGUGAUGAGCUUCCUCUAGGAUGGGAAACUGUUUACGAUCAACAGAUUGGAGUUUAUUAUAUGGACCACAUAAAUCAGCUCACACAAAUUGAGGACCCAAGGGAACAAUGGAGAAGGGAGCAAGAACGCAUGCUAAAGGAAUAUUUAAUAGUUGCCCAGGAGGCACUCAAUGCCAAGAAGGAGAUUUACCAAAUAAAGCAGCAGCGUUUUGAACUAGCCCAAGAAGAAUAUCAACAAUUGCACAAAAUGUGUGAGGAUGACAGCCGUUCCUAUGCCAGCUCAUUCUCGGGAUUUUCAGCUAAUACCAAGUAUGACCCAUAUCAGAUUAAAGCAGAAAUAGCCAGCCGUCGUGACAGACUUUCUAGGCUGAAACGAGAAUUGGCACAGAUGAAGCAGGAGUUGCAAUAUAAAGAAAAAGGAGUGGAAACUCUACAAGAGAUUGACCGUAAGAUGUCAAAUGCUCAUACAAAUUACAGACUGGAUGAAGCACAAGCUAUAAUGAGUGAACUUCGAACCAUAAAGAAAGCUAUAUGCACAGGUGAAAAAGAAAGGCAGGACCUUAUGCAGAGCCUGGCCAAAUUAACAGAUGGAUUCAGGAAUAGCUGUUGUAUUACAGAUUCCCUGCAGGAUCUCCAGCACAAUUCUAGUUCACUCAGUGACUCCUGUUUACCUCAACAACACUGCGAUGCUUGUUCUCAGACUGACAUCACUGGAGAGUUUGGGUUUGAUGACAAAACAAGACUUGUCGACAAAGUAAGGCUGAACUGGCAAUAUGAAGAAGCCAAGAAAAGAGUUUCGAAUAUACAGCAGCAGUUGGCCUUGCUGGAUAACGAAUCCUGGCCAGGAAUGGCUGAAGCGGACAGGGACCGUCUUCAGCUCAUCAAGGAGAAGGAGGCUCUUCUUCAGGAGUUGCAGCUCAUCAGUCAGCAGAGACGAUCCCCAGAAGACAUUGCACGUUUGGAGGAAGAAAAAAGACGCUUGGAGGAUGAAAUUCAGCGAGCUCGAGCAACAUCUGCUCAUGGGGCCACUGAAAGGAUACUGUUACAGGAGAAGAGAAAUUGUUUGCUUAUGCAACUAGAAGAAGCUACACGUUUAACCUCAUAUUUACACUCCCAGUUAAAAAGUCUGUCAGCUAGCACCCUCACCAUGUCCUCUGGCAGCAGCAGAGGAUCCCUGGCCUCCAGUCGAGGAUCCUUGGCCUCCAGCAGAGGCUCCCUCAGCUCAGUCAGCUUCACGGACAUCUAUGGCCUUCCCCAGUACGACAAAUCCGAGGGCGUUACAGACUACGGGCAGCAUUUGCGCUUUGACAUCAUUCCCUUCGAGUCGCUCACAAAGGACGUGCCGUACGCCGAUCCCGUCGGGCACUCCAGUUUCAAUAAGCAGCGCCGGUCUCUGGAUACCCCGCAGUCCCUGGCAUCCCUGUCAUCGCGGUCCUCCUUGUCAUCCUUGUCCCCUCCAAGCUCACCUCUGGACACCCCGUUCCUCUCUGCAUCACGAGAUUCUCCGUUGGCUCAGAUGUCAGAAGGUUUUGAGGAGAUGGCAGGCAUGGGAGCCCUGGAAAUGCUCAGGGCUCAGACCACAGCCUUGGGUGAUGAUGAUGCACAAGGCACGAGCUCAUCUCAGACAUCUGCUUACCCUCUGGACAGUGAAGGGCUGCGAGAAAUGGGACCACACCUGACUGCUGUCCAAACUGGUGGAGCUGUAACUCUGCGAGGAGACAGUGGAAGAAGAUCGGAGAGGAGAGCCAGGCGAGUUUCAGCAUGUCUCUCAGAUCAUUCACUGGCUAGUGACAGUGGCGUGUUUGAAGCUUUAAGCAAAAGGAAUGAAGAUCUGGAAGAACCUGUUUAUGGUGAUGCUGCCAGUAAUGAAGAACCACAAAUACAUGUUGGAUUUCUGCAUGACAAUGGAAGUGAAUGUCUGCUAGUCCAUGUAUUACAGCUGAAGAACUUCACUAGUCUAGUUGUUAAAGAAAACUGCAAAAUUCAUGUGAGAGUUUAUUUGCCACCGCUUGAGUCAGGCACACCAACCACUUACUGCUCAAGAGCUUUGGAAUUCCAAACUCCGUUAAUAUUUAAUGAAGUGUUCCGAAUCCCUGUGCACUCAAGUGUUUUGAAAUUAAAAUCACUGCAGCUGUAUAUCUGUUCAGUUGAUCAUCAGCAACAAGAAGAACUAUUGGGCAUUGCUCAGAUAAACUUGACUGAUGCAGAGAGUUCUGGUGAGAUGCAGCUUCACUGGUACCCUGUUCAGAUCUUCACUGGUUCCGAGCCCCAGAGAGCAAAGACCAAAAACCAGUGUGAAGACAGUAUUCCUCAGUCUUCUGGAAAUGUAACUACAGUUAAAACAGAUGCAGUGACAGCCCUGUUAGCUAGGACCACUGCCCAGCUGGAAGCAGUUGAGAGAGAGCUGGCAGAAGAGAGAGUGAAACUGGAGUACACAGAGGAGGAAAUCUUGGAGAUGGAAAGAAAGGAAGAUCAGGCAGAAGCCAUAUCAGAAAGGAGCUGGCAAGCAGAAUCUGUUGACAGUGGAUGCAGUAAUUGCACCCAGACUAGUCCUCCUUACCCAGAGCCAUUCUGUGGGGAUCCAUUAGCUGGACACAUGUUUGCAACUCAAGCAGGCCAGUACAGUUCUGGAAAAAUGCAGCCUCCACCACUAAAGGUGGAUAAGGAAACCAACACUGAGGAUCUGUUUCCUGAAGAAGUUGCUAUUCUACCAAAAGAGAGAACCAGCCGCAGGCCACGGGGUUCUGCUUUUGUUCGCAGUAGCACAAUUGUUCGUUCCCAGACCUUUUCGCCUGGAGCACGAAGUCAAUAUGUUUGCAGACUGUAUCGCAGUGACAGUGACAGUUCAACCCUGCCAAGGAAGUCUCCUUUUGUCAGGAAUACCUUGGAGAGGCGGACUCUGCGGUAUAAGCAGUCCUGCAGAUCAUCUUUGGCUGAACUUAUGGCAAGGACAUCAUUAGACCUGGAGCUGGAUCUCCAGGCAUCCAGAACUCGACAGAGACAGCUGAAUGAGGAGAUAUGUGUUUUAAGAGAGUUGAGACAGCGUCUGGAAGAUGCCCAGCUCAGAGGGCAGACAGAUUUACCCCACUGGGUGGUUCGGGACGAGCGAUUCCGGAACUUGUUGAAGGAAGCAGAAAGGCAGACCAGACAGACCAAAUUUGAACAUCACCAAGAGCAAGCAGCUGAAAAGAUGCUAAAGAAAGCAUCAAAAGAAAUAUACCAGUUGCGUGGGCAAAAUCAGAAAGAGCCUAUUCAGGUGCAGACUUUUAGAGAGAAGAUAGCAUUUUUUACAAGACCAAGGAUUAACAUACCUCCUCUGCCAGCUGAUGAUGUAUGACAUGUUGCAUUGUAAACAUGAAGUAUUUAUCGCUUUUAUUUUAAUGAAGUUCUUAGAUUAGACAAGUUUCUUUAAAAAAAAUUGUGCAAAAGCUAAUA
This is a messenger RNA of Ficedula albicollis (Collared flycatcher), 3465 nucleotides long. RefSeq names its product WWC family member 3 (gene WWC3). Gene Ontology annotation, biological process: regulation of DNA-templated transcription; negative regulation of organ growth; regulation of hippo signaling. Bases 92 to 3367 code for a protein of 1091 amino acids. NCBI's taxonomy places the organism in Eukaryota, Metazoa, Chordata, Aves, Passeriformes, Muscicapidae. The record is from RefSeq and is a predicted model, not a curated record. Gene Ontology annotation, cellular component: cytoplasm. Gene Ontology annotation, molecular function: kinase binding; molecular adaptor activity. The transcript has 22 exons.